GCCCGGGCGCUGAUUGGCCCAACUCUCACCCACGUGUGCGCGAUGAGCCAAUAGGAUCAGGAACAAUAAGGCAGCUCCCAGUGCGCUCUACGCAAUCCGAAUCGUUUUUUUCUGUUUGUUUGCGAGCGGGCACGAUUUUUGUGGUUGCGCUUGUCCUUCACGUGGGAGUGAGUCGGCCUCUGAACAAUGGGUUUCUACACGUGCGGUCCCAAUGAGGCAAUGGUGGUGUCUGGCUGUGGCCGUUCCCCUCCCAUCACCAUUACAGGUGGCCGAGUUUUCGUUUGGCCAAUCAUCCAGCAAUUGCAAAGGAUUUCUCUCAACACCAUGACUCUGAAUGUGAGGAGCGAGAAAGUUUACACGCGACAGGGCGUUCCCAUCUCGGUAACGGGAAUAGCGCAGGUGAAGAUACAAGGACAAAACAAGGAUAUGUUAGCAGCUGCUUGCCAGAUGUUUCUGGGGAAAGGGGACGAGGAGAUAAGCCAGAUCGCUUUGGAGACACUGGAAGGACACCAGCGUGCAAUCAUGGGCAACAUGACCGUGGAGGAAAUCUACAAGGAUCGUAAGAAGUUUUCCCAGGAGGUAUUCCGCGUGGCUUCUUCUGAUCUCCUCAACAUGGGCAUCAGCGUGGUGAGCUACACUCUCAAGGAUGUCCGUGAUGAUGAGGACUACCUCAAGUCACUGGGCAAAGCACGUACAGCCCAGGUGCAGCGAGACGCACGCAUCGGAGAGGCAGAAAUGAAGCGAGAUGCCGGCAUCAAGGAAGCCAUGGCAGUGGAGCAGAAAGUGGCUGCACAGUACCUGAACGAGAUUGAAAUCGCCAAAGCUCAGCUCGAAUUCGAGCUGAAGACGGCUGCCUAUGACAUGGAAGUCAAUACCCAAAAGGCACAGGCGGACCUUGCUUAUCAGCUGCAGGUGGCAAAGACCAAGCAGAAGAUCGAAGAGGAGAAAAUGCAGAUCCUGGUGGUGGAGCGCACCCAGCAGAUCCUGGUGCAGGAGCAGGAGAUCCUGAGACGCGAGAAGGAAUUGGAUGCCAAGAUCAAGAAACCGGCUGAGGCGGAGAAGUAUCGUUUGGAGAAAUUGGCUGAGGCGGGAAGAGCUCGUGUGAUAAUGGAAGCGGAAGCAGAGGCUGAGUCCAUAAAGAUCAAGGGGGAGGCAGAGGCGUAUGCCAUUGAGGCCAAGGCCAAGGCUGAGGCAGAGCAGAUGUUGCAGAAGGCCCAGGCCUUCAAGGACUAUGAAGAGGCUGCCAUGGUGGACCUGCUGCUGGAGACAUUGCCUAAGAUUGCCACAGAGGUGAGCCAGCCACUGAGCAAGGCAAGGAAGGUGACGAUGAUUUCCAGCGGUGGUGGGGAGGUGGGAGCCUCAAAGCUGACGAGCGAGGUGCUGGACAUCAUGAGCAAGCUGCCCGAGAGCGUGGAGAGACUGACCGGCGUAAAAAUCUCGCAGAUUGCAAGAAUUAAGUGAGCGGAACUUUAUCAAAAAGAAGUCCUAUAACCUGCUUGUUCUACAGCACUGUUACCUCUCAUAGCUUUUAUGGUCAUCAUUAUUGGUGUGCAGAAGCCAGAUUUGUGGUUUUUGAAAGUGAGGGAAAAAAUCCAGAAAACACGGUCAUAAAACAUAACUGCCGACUAUUUGAUUGUUAUGUUUUAACGUGGCAUUUAUCAACUGUGCAGCUAGUUGGAUAAUUAUAAUUACACCCACGAUUUCUCAGAAAGGCUUUUAUAACCUUUUACAAUUUAUAAUUGCAGAGCCCUAACAAAAUGUGUAAUGUGCUUUUUUAUAUUGAAGCUUUGCCAGGAGGAAAGUAGCAAAUGGCAGAUGAAAUCGUAUUGUGCUUUGUUGAUUUUGAAGUGGUGCAGUAUGCAUUGACAUUGUUUUAGAAAUCGCCUAUAUUUCAUCACUAGAUAGUGCUAAGGCAGUAUGCGCUUUGUGAUCCUUGGUUAUGGAAUGCGCAUUAUAAAUGUGAAUUAUUACUGCUAAAAGGUCAUUUAAUAAUCCUACAUUUUCAGCCAAAUUAAUGUGGUGAUAGGUGGCUUCAUUCUCCUUUUCAACGCCAUUUUGUCUCGCUACAUUAAUCAAAUGACUUGUUGCAUUGAUUGUUUUUGCUAGGUGAAUGAGGACAAUAUAGAAUUCAAUUGGUGCUCUUUCAGGAAAUUGGCGCUAUGUUAAGAAAUCUGUUUCUCGCAUCCAUUUCAGACUUGCCCUUCCGACAUUCUCGCCAUCAUUGUGUGGCUUUAUUUGGUCACUGGAGGGCGCCCGUGAUGCUUAAGAAAUUACACAAGCGUGAAAAAGAGAGUAAUAAACAGUAACGCUAGCCAUUUCCCUCGUCAUAAAUUGGAAUCGAGUUUAGCUCUGGUGCGUGACCGAAUAAGUAUUAUUGGUUUUGUAAAAAAAAAAUGUACUUCAUAUUUUAAAAAAGAAGGUCUUAAGAUGGCAUUUUCUGCGUGUUUUGUGUUUCUGUUCCCCUUGGCUGCUGUUUUAAUGGCUUGCAGAGGUUUUUUUUAAUUGGGUGAUCGGGAAACCUAUGUCCAGGUGGUGUAAUAUGUCGUAACAGCUGAAUGAUCUAGCGUUGAGGGAGGUAAUUGCAGUGUGUGGUGGCAUCAAUUGAAUUGUGCAUAAUGACCUUUUUACCUUCAUUUGGAAAUGUCAGUCAAUUCAA
Molecule: messenger RNA, 2656 nt
Organism: Petromyzon marinus (sea lamprey)
Lineage: Eukaryota; Metazoa; Chordata; Hyperoartia; Petromyzontiformes; Petromyzontidae
Gene: FLOT1
Product: flotillin 1
Biological process (GO): protein localization to plasma membrane; positive regulation of cell junction assembly; positive regulation of endocytosis
Cellular component (GO): flotillin complex; cytoplasmic vesicle; plasma membrane
Molecular function (GO): protease binding
Source: RefSeq, a predicted model, not a curated record